GAGAGGCAGGAAGAGUGAAGGGAGAGACGUGCUCUUGGGAUGGGAAACGAAGAAGGAAUAUGGGAAGCAAAAAGAGAAGAGGAGAGCUUUACAGAACAGCAUGAGGAAGAGAGGAAUGGCAUGUAGAAAAACGUGAAGUAGGUGCUUCAGAAAGUUGUUUUAAGAUUCAAAAACAGAAAUCCACAUGUGAGUGCAGCAGGGCUGGGCAGGAGGUGUUUUUAAGGAGCGUGUUUUCCAGCGAAGGGCAGAGUAUCCUUCCCUCCUGUCCCUGUAGACGGGCUGAACGAGAGCCAGGAAAAGGGGGAGGGCCUCCGUCUCCUCCUCUCCAGCUGACAAAAACAGCUACCCAGGAGCGUGCUCCGACAGCAGAGAGGAGAAGGGAGGCCAGACGGACAGAGUCCUGGAGCCGCAGUCUACCUUUAUGGGUUGCGUCCUGAGCUCGGACUGGUGCGGGGUAGGAGAGGUGCAAGCGGUGCCGGUGGUCCGAAACUCAUCACUGAAGAGAAGGAGUCUGGAGAGGAGAAGGAGUCUGGAGAGGAGAAGGAGUCUGGAGAGGAGUGACAGAAGCAGCAGGAUGAGGCUGACAAAGGCUGGAAAAGGAGAGCCUCACGUGUUCAAGGAAAAGACUUUUAAGAAGAAGCGGCAGUGCAGCGUGUGUCAACAGAACAUCGACAACGUGGGCUCCUUCUGCAGAGUAUGCAAAACAGGCACUCACAGGAAAUGCGAGGUGAAGGUGGCCUCUGCAUGCAUCCCAGCUCCCUCCACUGAUCUGCAACGCAGAGGGACAGCUCCUUCUCGACACAUCCAGCACAUGGGCUCUACCAAGUCUCUGAACUACACCAAACAGAGAAACACUCUACCGCGGAGCUUUAGCAUGGAUCGCGUGAUGGAGCGCAACUAUGACUUUGACCUGACGUACAUCACCGAGAGGAUCAUUUCCGUCUUCUUCCCUCCAAAACUGGAGGAGCAAAGAUACCGGCUUAACCUGAAAGAGGUGGCCGCCAUGCUCAAAUCCAAACAUCAGGACAAGUUUCUGCUCCUUAAUCUCUCAGAACGACGCCAUGACAUCACUCGACUGAACCCAAAGGUCCAUGACUUUGGCUGGCCCGACCUCCACGCUCCUCCGCUGGAUAAGAUCUGUGCCAUAUGUAAAGCUAUGGAGACCUGGCUGACCUCUGACCCCCAGCACGUGGUGGUCCUACACUGCAAGGGCAACAAAGGGAAAACGGGUGUGAUCAUUGCAGCCUACAUGCACUACAGCAAGAUCUCUGCAGGGGCGGACCAGGCUCUCAGUACUCUCGCCAUGAGGAAGUUCUGUGAAGAUAAGGUGUCCUCUUCCCUCCAGCCAUCCCAAAACAGGUAUAUCUAUUACUUUGGAGGUCUUCUCUCUGGGGCGAUAAAGAUGAACAGCAGCCCUCUUUUCCUCCAUCAAGUCCUCAUCCCAUCACUCCCCAACUUCCAGGAGGAAGGAGGUUAUUACCCAUUCUUGAAGAUCUACCAGUCCAUGCAGCUGGUCUACACGUCAGGCAUUUAUGAUCUCCAAGGUAGUGGGGGCAGACGCCUGUGUGUGACCAUCGAACCAGCGCUGCUGCUGAAGGGUGACAUUAUGGUGAAAUGCUACCACAGGCUGGUGCAGAGUGCCGACAGAGACACGGUAUUCAGGGUGCAGUUCCACACCUGCACCAUCCACGGAUCCCAGCUCUGGUUUGGCAAAGGGGAGCUGGAUGGAGCGUUUACAGAUGAGCGUUUUCCAUCCGAUGCCACCGUGGAGUUCGUAUUCUCCUCUGGACCUGAGAGAAUCAAAGGUCGUGAGUAUCACAAGAAUGACCCGGCUGUCAUUGUCGAUUACAACACUUCUGACCCGGUGGUUCGUUGGGAUUCCUACGAAAACUUCAAUCAGCGCUACCAGGACAGCCUAGAGGAUAUUGCCCACACCAGAGGUCCUCUAGAUGGCAGUCUCUAUGCUCAAAUAAAGAAGCGCCGAGGUCCAAACUCUGGUCCUCUUACCUCAGCUAAUGGCAACAGUCCAGGGGGAGCCCUUACAGAAGAUAGACCUGAUCACUCAAGCUUUUCGGCCCAUUCCCUCCAUCUGAAUCAAUCAUGCAUCCAUUCUGACCACCCGGAGGAGCCUGUCCGUCCCCCGCCACCAACAAGGCAAGAAAGGGAGGAGCUUGAACGUCUCCUUGGUGGAAUUGAGGGAAACCAAGAUGGAGAGCGAGAGACCGCCAUUUUGGACGACGGGGAUUCCUGGCCAUCAGAGAGAGCUGGCACUCUGAGGCUUGGACGGUCAUGUUCAUGCCGGGAUGGUUACCGGUCCCAGCGCUGUGCUGAGCCGGGCUGUGACCGUACCCUCCUCAUGCCAAAUGGCUACUGCCUUGAUCGAGCACCUGGCACUAAUGGGCACCAUGGGGCAACCCCUUCAGCCAGUCCAAAUGCUACUAGCCCUCUGUCACACAUGGACAUGUGUCAACAUUACAGCCCACACACCCACCAGUCCCUUGCACCCCCAGAUCUAGUGUGGGAUCGUCAGAGUGGCCCACCUCACUACCUGCACCGAACCUGCUCAGAUGCACCAUCAACUCGACACAUCUGUCCAUACCCAUCAUCGGACCUUACCCCUCACCCUCACAAUCAUUUACACCACCCUAUGGCAUCCCCUGGUCGUCAAUGCUGUCGUGAGGACACACCUUUUCACCAUCCUCCACCCCCUCACAGCAUCCACAACCUCUCACACCACCCAAAACCCUCCACCAGCCCAACCUACCAAGACAUUAUGCUGGUGGAUGGUUUUCCGCCCCGUGGCUGUGCCUGUAGGGACUGCAGCAUGAGGAGGGAAGAAUCCUCUGCCUAUCACGGUCUGAGGCUGGACCGUGGUGACAGCUUCCACUGGGACCGGGAGGCGGAACUUCAACAGAGGGAGACGGGGCUUAGGAAGGCCAGGAAGACUGAGUUACCAAGAGCUUCAGAGCUCCACUGGGAGUGGGAUCCUGGGCUCAGACGAGGCAGAGAGCUGUCCCUCCACUGGGAGCGCAACAGGGAGGAAGAGCUGCAGUGGGAGAGAGACCGAGAGGCUGAAUACUGGCACAGGAGGGCCACUGUAGCUUCCCACGGCCCACAGGGACACGAACUCCAAGCAUUCACCUUUGAUCCAUUGCCAUCAGGUCACCCAGCGUAUCCAGAAGCAUCAAGGUCCCACGCUCAUUCUCACCUGGAUCUGAAGUACAGCAGCAGCAGCAGUGGCUACCAAACACCACGUCAGGUGUGUCCCUGUUCACCGUAUCAACCUUCGCCAUCUGAAAGCAGGGGCUAUGCCUCCGGCUACCAGUCUGAGUCCACAUCUCCACUGCCUCCCAACUCCUCCAUGAUGGGACCUUGUAGCCAUAGCAAUGGGCCUGCAGACCAUAACCAACAUCACCACCCUCCUGACUCACAGCAGUCCUACAGCUCCGACUCACACACUGAUGGCCUUCGUAGUUCUGGUGAAAGUGUGGGCUGGAGGGAUCACAUUACCCAUGGCUCCUUUAAGAGGGUUCACAGAGAUGGUCAAGUUGCUUGCUCCACACCAUCUGACAUGUCUGGACCUCCCACUCCUGUCCACACCAGUAGCCCUCUUCGUACACAGGAGAGCCCCAGUCCCGAAGGGAAAGAGUGUGGCAUCCGGACCACAGACAUAAUCGGCAGCGACAGCGAGGCCUCCCCGGACCAAGACCUAGACAGACCCAUUUGUAACUACAUCAGUGCAGAUCAGCCAGGAAGCCCCAAAACUAGCAAAGAGCAGUCCUCUUUUUCACUUGCCCAAAAUGCACAAACAGCCACACCUUUACAGACUGAAUCACCCAAUCACUGCAGUGCACCUACAGAAGCUCCUCCCACCACACCCCUCCAGCAGCACUGUAGCACAAACACGCCUGUAGACUCAUCUCUUGACAUUGUGGCACCUGUCACAUCAAACCAAGAGGGCUGCCAGGUUCCCUCUUCACCAGUCCAUGCUUCAUCAUCACUAGAUACACACCCCCUAUCGGGUACUCCCUCUACCCAAAACCUCCAGCCUUCUGAAGCCGCUGCUGAACCUGCUACCGUGGCAAACCUGUCUCACACCCAAACCCAGACAAAUGGUUCUGAAGUAUCAAGCUCAGCACCACUCAAUGGUUCUUCUCCAACAAAAACUCAACCAGACAUCACCAAACCCAACUCCGACCUCUCCUAUGCUCCAGCACCAUCUUCCCCGCAACCUGGAACAGGCAGCAUGGAUGGGUCUCCGGUUUCCGAUUCCCCAGUUCCAGGGUUUGCCACCCUGGGCAGGAGGUUAAUGUUAGGUGGGUCAGAGCCAAACCACUCAAAUUACCAGCAGCACCACGGACCUCUACAUCCCCACUACACAGCCAUGGAGCAAAGUGCUGCUCUGGACACUAACAAGAGGCACUGCUAUUCUGGUCCCAUGCCACAACUCCACCCAGCCUCCUACUCCAACUACUCCACCAUCUCCAUCCCUCUCCCUCACCCACAGCCACCUUUACCAGAGAAACGACAUCAUCCUGCCCAACCUGGUUCUCCCAGUGAAGGGCUGAGGCCAGCCGGACUGCAUGUGCCUCCCUCCAAUUCCCAACAUCAUGUCACAUUUUCUCCAACUGUUGGGGAAAUUGCACCUCCUGCUGGUCAAAAUGUUGCAACAUCUACGGAGGGUGAGAUGGUGAACAGGGUCAGCAUUAAGUUUGUCCAGGACAGUUCAAGGUUCUGGUACAAAGCAGGUAUCUCCAGAGAGCAAGCAAUCGCAGCUCUGAAGGAGAGAGAGCCUGGAACUUUCCUGAUCAGGGACAGUAACUCCUUCCAGGGGGCCUACGGUCUGGCCCUGAAGGUCGCUACACCUCCACCCAAUGUUACCCACAACAGCAAAGUAAAUGAUCCUCUAGAGCAGCUGGUGAGACAUUUCCUGAUAGAGACAGGCCCUCGAGGAGUCAAAAUCAAAGGGUGUCAAAAUGAGCCUUACUUUGGGAGUUUGUCUGCACUAGUCUAUCAGCACUCCAUCACACCCAUCUCUUUACCCUGUGCUCUCAAAAUCCCUGAAAAAGAUCUGAUUGGAGAGGUAUCGGAGGUUCAAGCAGUCAGUAACAUCAGCACGGCUGCAGACCUACUGAAACAAGGAGCUGCCUGUAACGUCCUCUAUCUGAAUUCCGUGGAAACCGAGUCCCUGACUGGCCCCCAGGCAAUCGCCAGGGCAACAGAUGCCACGCUGGGUCGUAACCCGCGUCCGUCAGCCACCGUGGUCCAGUUUAAGGUGACAUCACAGGGAAUCACGCUGACUGACAGUCAGAGAAGAGUUUUCUUUAGGAGACAUUAUCCAGUAAACAGCGUAACCUUCAGCAGCAUCGACCCCAAGGACAGAAGGUGGACUAACUCCAACAACGCUGUUAAGGUGUUUGGUUUUGUAGCCAAGAAGCCAGGAAGUGUGGUCGAGAACGUCUGCCACCUGUUUGCAGAGUUGGACCCCGAGCAGCCCGCCUCUGCCAUCGUCAACUUCAUCAACAAGGUCAUGCUGGCGCAGCGCCGAUGAAAAGAAACAGAAAAGCCCGAUACCCGGACCAUGGCAGGGACGUCACCGUGCAAGACAAGGAUUGUUAGAGGUUCUGAAAUAUACAUUUGUUUACUUUCCAACGGGUGUGAAGAACCACAACUCUUCCCAGAAGAAGGACGCUUCAGAGGAAAGUGUUUAUCCAGGGCUGUUGUCAAAAAGCAAGAUUAAGUAAGCUCACUUUAGAUUUUAGGUAUCAAAAAGUGAUCAACGUCGGGUGGAAAUAAAGAAACACAAACCUGUAAACAAACAUGAAAGGACGAUUUCUGGUCUUUGGGGAUAUAAUUAUUAUUUUUUUUUGGGGGGGGGGGGGGGGGGUUAAUGCUAAUUAAUGAGAAAAAUCCCAUUCAGAAUAUAAUCAACAUCCCAUAAACCCUGCUGGAAUAUCCAAACUCACGCUACAGGCGGUUUGUAAUAAAGCUCCACUUCUCUUCCAUGAAAACUGACCAGUUUCACUGCAGCCAACUUUCCAUGACAACCGCCGUUUGGUUGACUGAAUCCAAAGCCGAGCUUGCUUUCCGAAAUACACUCCUGACUAAAUCCCGUUUCACGCUUCUGCUGGCCAAGUCGGAACAGAUCCGACCUUGGUGUCAAAGACUGGUUUUAUUUUCUUAACCGUUUUGUACAAAUUAAAGAACAGAGAGAGUUGAACAUUUAGAGCUGCCUUUAAGAAGCCACAGGUGUUUAUAUUUUGUAUUAUUCUAAAAAUACUUUUUUGUGAGAGUUCAAUGGACCAACGUUUGUUUUGUAAUUAACUUCCUGUAUGUAGAGAUGCUCAGGUAUUCUCAGUUUUAACAGUGUUUAACACCUUUAAUCAUAACCGACAAUCGUGCUUGGAAUACACUCAGAGGCCAAAGACGUGUGUGUGUAGGGGGUGGGGCAAAAUGAGGUGGACGGACUGUGUAAAAAAAAAAAUACUGAAAAAAGAUCUCAGAACACACACAUGCACACACACGCUUUAACCAAAGACGUAGCACUCUUGUAUUCAUAAGCUUUUUAUCAAGCUAUAUUUUUGUACUCAUUAUUGCUUCUUGUACUUUUCACUUACGUAGUCGAGUCUUAGCCGGUAGAAAACACGAGUCGUAUGACAGCAAUAAUAUAUUGUCUGUUUUCAUUGGUAAUAUAUUUUCUCAAGCAGCUGUGGGUCAGUGUGAGACAGAAAAAGGAAUCUCAUGUUCUAAUGGAAAGGUUAUGAUGCUGUUUUGUAUACAAGAAAUAAAAACACAUUAAGAAAA
Molecule: messenger RNA, 6804 nt
Organism: Nothobranchius furzeri (turquoise killifish)
Lineage: Eukaryota; Metazoa; Chordata; Actinopteri; Cyprinodontiformes; Nothobranchiidae
Gene: tns2a
Product: tensin 2a
Biological process (GO): peptidyl-tyrosine dephosphorylation
Cellular component (GO): focal adhesion
Molecular function (GO): protein tyrosine phosphatase activity; protein binding
Source: RefSeq, a predicted model, not a curated record